CACAGUCGCGCCACACGGCCGGGACGAGGAGAGGCAACGACAAAUCCGGUCGAGGACCCGAGAGCAAAGGAGCGUCCGUGUGAAGAGAGAAGACCAGCGGGAAGCUACGAGGAGCGCAAAGAGCAGCCAAACGACGAGGCCUCCACUUGUGUGUGCGUGAGUGUGUGUGAGGACUCGGAUGGGACAGUGAGCAAUGGCUCUUGCGCAGCGACAGCAGGUUGGCACUAGGGGGCUGUCCUCGGGCCUCCUCCCCAUCUUCCUCUUCCUCCUCUCCCACGCAGUCCAGCCCAGCCAGGCAACAAUCCACAUUCCCUCCAACUUCAAGAGGCCUCCUGUUAUCAUCACACAGCCGGAGUCGGUCACCGUCUUCAGCAUCGAAGACCUCGUCAUGACCUGCGAAGCCUCCGGCAACCCUCCGCCCAUUUUCCGAUGGACAAAGGAUGGAGAGGAGUUCGACCCGGGAACUGACCCAGAGCUGAAGGUGACUGAGCGCUCCGGUUCGUUUGCCUUCUACACCCUCAGCAACACGAUGGACUCCCUGAAGCAGUACCAGGGCGAGUACGUGUGCUACGCAUCCAACGAGCUCGGCACAGCCGUAUCCAAUGAGGCCACACUCAUCACUGAUGCCCCCCCAUCCCAGCAGAAAGAGAAAAAAGUACAUGUGAAAUCUGAAGAGGGAAGCAGUAUUGUUCUGAAGUGCAACCCCCCACAGAGCUCCAUGGAGCCCAUUAUUCACUGGAUGGAUUGGACGCUCCACCAUAUCCAACUGAGUGAGCGGGUGGUUGUGGGAAAGGAUGGUAGCUUGUACUUUGCCAACCUCAAAACCACAGACAGCCGGGACGACUACACCUGCAAUGUCCAGUACCUCGCAACUCGCACCAUUCUGGCAAAGGAACCCGUGAUUCUGACGGUCAAACCCUCCAACUCAGUGCAGUGGAACAGGAGGCCCCACAUGAUGCGACCUACUGGAAGCCACAGCACUUACCAUGCACUCAGGGGGCAGACCAUCGAGCUCGAGUGCAUCGUCCAAGGCUAUCCAACUCCCAAGGUUGUGUGGAUUAGGAAGGACGGUGAGCUGUCCGAAUCGCGGACUGCCAAAGACAUGUUUGACCGCCGUCUGCGCUUCACCAAUAUCUCUGAGAGCGACGCCGGCGAGUAUCAGUGUCUUGCUGAAAAUUCCCAAGGGAAGACCACACACACAUACACAGUGGCAGUGGAAGCUGCUCCCUACUGGACCAAGGAGCCGGUGAGUAUGUUAUACGCACCCGGUGAGAACGUCAGACUCGACUGCCAGGCCGACGGCAUCCCUUCUCCAAGUAUCAUUUGGAGCAUCAAUGGGAUCCCCCUCUCAUCCACUGACAAAGACCCAAGACGCACUUUGACAGCCAGUGGCUCUCUCAUUCUAAUGGAUGUCAAUUUUGGAGACACGGCCAUCUACCAGUGCAAGGCUUCCAACAAGCACGGAGCUAUCCUCUCAAACACCAACGUUUACAUCAUUGAGCUGCCUCCUCAGAUCCUGACCGAGGAUGGUAACACUUACACAGUUACUGAAGGCCAGAAGGUUUUGCUGGAAUGUGACAACUUUGGAUCUCCGAAACCAAAAGUCAAAUGGCACAGUGGCAGUUCCUCCUCCCUUCUGGCUGAUUCCAGAAUUAACCCUCUCACCACUGGGGGUCUGGAAAUUUUCAAUGUCACACAUGAUGAUGAGGGUUUCUAUACUUGCUCUGUGCCAAACACUAACUUGUCCAUCAGUGCAGAGCUGGAGGUGCUCAACAGAACAGUGAUCCUUUCACCUCCACAAGCGCUGAAGGUGCAGCCUGGACAGACAGCCAUCUUCACCUGCCUUUCUCUAGUGGACCCCAAACUGGCCUCCCCACUUAUUCAGUGGAGAAAGAAUGACCAGAAGCUCUUUGCGUCUGGGCGUGAUCUGAAAUACACAUUUGAAGGACCGGACUUGAUUAUCUCUAAUAUAGAACCUGUGGAUGAAGGAAACUACACUUGUCAGAUCAUCACUAGUCUUGACAUGGCUGAAGCAACUGGCACACUCACUCUGCAUGAUCGUCCAGACCCUCCGACUCUUCUGCAGCUCGCACAUCCUAAAAGACGCUCAGUCACCCUCAGUUGGAUUCCUGGGGAUGAACACAACAGCCCUGUGAUUGAGUACGUGAUUGAGUUUGAGGAUCAGGUUUCAAAUGAACGCGGUUGGGAAGAGUUCAGCAGAGUAUCAGGGAACAACAACCAUGCCAUUCUCUCUCUGUGGCCAUUCAUGUCGUACCGUUUCCGUGUCAUUGCCAUCAACGAGGUGGGUAAGAGUGCUCCUAGCAAGCCGUCUGAAAUCUACAACACAGCGGCAGAAGCACCAGACAAUAACCCAGAAGAUGUCAGAAGCGAAUCCACUGAUCCAGAUACGCUCGUCAUCACCUGGGAGGAAAUGGACAAACGGGACUUUAAUGGACCUGACUUCAAGUACCGUGUGCUGUGGAGGCGGGUGGUGGGGAGCGGCCCUAACUGGCACCCAAGCUACACAACUGCGCCCCCAUUUCUUGUCACUAAGAUAGGCAACUUUUCUGCAUUUGAGAUCAAAGUGCAGGCUGUCAAUGAGAAAGGGGAGGGACCUGAGCCAGACCCUGUUAUUGGCUACUCGGGUGAAAAUUUUCCACUGGAGGCCCCCAUGGGUGUGGGAAUUGUUAUACUAAACAGCACUGCCAUUGGGGUGACCUGGGCUGCAAUAGACAGAGACACUGUCAGAGGACAUUUGCUAGGCUACAAGAUUCACUUGAAUCGGUUUGGCCCUCGGGAUCACCACGGAUCUCAAGGGGCCAGGGAGCCAACAACCACUGUUAUAGUGGAAGCAGGGGCCAAUGAGGAGAGGAAGGUGAUUGCCGAUCUCCGACCAUACUCCCACUACACCUUGACUGUCAGCGUGUUCAACAGCAAAGGAGAUGGGCCACCAUCUGAGAUGCUCUCCUUCGAGACUGAUGAGGGAGUUCCUCAUCCUCCAACAUCCUUGGUGCUAGACAGUCCAUCUGAGACAGAAAUGAUACUACGCUGGACACCGCCAAGACAACCCAAUGGGAUUCUUAUAGGGUACCUCUUGCAGUACCAACAAAUCGUAGAGAGUGAUGACAGCCCCAUGCAGAUGAAAAAAAUAGAUGAUCCCGCAAUCAGUCAUCUAACUCUGAAGGGCCUGGAUCGUAAUAGCCACUACCGGUUCUACCUGAGGGGGCGGACUGCUGCUGGAGAAGGAGAACCAAUCAUGAGGGAAGGUGCCACCACUCUGGAUGGAGUCCCUCCUGUCAACAUCAUUGUGUCUCCUGGAGAAAACUUUGUUAAUAUUACUUGGGUGGCGAAGAAGAGGCAUAGGAAUGUUAGAUUCCAGAUCCGAUAUCUCGAGAAUAAUGAUGGUGAUAAAUGGAAAAAUACGGAGAAAUUGGAUUCCUCUCAGUCCUUCUACCAGCUUCAGGGCCUAAGACCUGGAUGUCAUUAUCAUCUGAACUUCUUGUACAGCAACCUCACUUUCUUUCAGACUGAGAUUGACACAGUGGGAACAGGAGUGACUGAGGUGCAGCCCAGCGUUGCGACCCAGGGCUGGUUCAUUGGGUUGGUGAGCGCCAUUGUGCUCCUGCUGCUUAUACUGCUCAUCCUUUGCUUUGUCCGGAGGAACAAAGGGGGGAAGUAUUCAGUGAAAGACAAAGAGGAAGGCCCUAUGGACUCAGAAGCCCGGCCAAUGAAGGAUGAGACCUUUGGAGAGUACAGUGAUCUGGAGGAUAAGCGCACUGCCAGCCAGCCGUCAUUGUGUGAGGAGAGCAAGCUGUGUAGCGAAGACAACUUGGACUUCAAUGGGAGUAGCGUGUUGACCACCGAGAUCAACCUGGAUGAGUCGUUGGCCAGCCAGUUCAGUCGGCCCAGCGAGGACCCAGAGGUGCCAGAUAACACCCUGGUUAAUACCACCACCAAUUCUUCAGCUGCCAAUGGCCUGCCCAACCAAGUCACUAUCCUCGAUUAACCUCCAUGCAUCCGUGGAGGACCGUCAGACCAAAACAUGUCAACACAUAUGUGCCCGUACACUCCUGUUCCCUGCUGAGUAGUUUGAUGACCAAGACACAAUCAAUGUAUUGACAAUUCAGAUGCUGGUGAUGUCAUCUGAUGGACUAGACCGUUUUGACCAAAGGAGAAUUCAAGGUAUUGGACAACGUGACAUAAAUUAGACUGACCCUGACAUGGAGAAAUCCUUUCACUCUCUCAGAUCCUUUGUCAUCUGUGUUGUGGAUAACGUAAAAGACUAACUUUCAUUCAUCUUCUCUUUAUUUGUUGCCUCAAAUCCUCUUGAGAAAAGUUUUAAAAAAGAAUGUUUUGCAGUAGUAAGGUUCUAAGGAGGCUGCGUAUUAGAGCAACUGUCGACUGAAAGAGAAGCAUAAUGGGACACAGCUGGUGUGCCCCAUAAUCAUAAUUUAUCCCAUUUUCUUAAAUGAUUCAAUGUAAGUGCCAGUGAUUUUUUUUUUACAUCUAUUUGAUCUAAUCCCAUUUUCAUAUUUGAACAUUAAAUCCACAUACACACACGCACACACACAGUACUGUAUAUACCCAAAGAUAUGUAUGUCAUGUUUUAACUUCUCUUUAUUGACUUAUUUCAUGGAUUUGAGAUCUUUUGACCGAGAGAACUGAAGCCAGGUUUCUUACCAUAGCUAACACAGAAUGCAUUAAGAGGAACUUGCUGUGAAAAUGCCGAGUAGCAUCUGGUGUAUAUAUCUGCAUCUACAUGUAUCUGUUUAGCCAUAUUACAGUAUUAUAGCUCCUGGUCCUUACAAUUCCUGUGCCUGCUGGGUUUUGCAUAGAGCACCAGACUGAUGUCAUUAGUCCAUCAUUAAGUGUAAUGUUAUGAUUGGAGAUGAUAUUCUACGUUUUGUGUCAAGAGUUACAGUUUGCUUUUUGUAUCUCGUCCUUGUCUCUUUCUACACUGUCACAGUCCACAUUUUGUUUGAGGAGCAGUGGCCUACUUGCAGAAAAGGGGUGGAGUCUUGUGGGUAAACACCAGACGCUCAUUAACGCAGUUGAAUAUUGCAGGAACCUGAAAUGAUUGGCAGUCUUAAGGCAAAUAGUUGGUAUUUUCAUUACAUCCAGAGAAUGUAUUCUUUUUAGUCCUUACAUGAUUACAUUUCAGUCUGUAAAUUAUUCAUACCCCGACAACAUUUUGACAAAAAGUGUUAUAUAAUUUGUUGAAAAUUUAGAUAGAUGGGACACAUCAAAUGUCAAAAGAAACCUCUAAAGAUUUUAAUUCAUAAUCAAUACUUGGUAUUUCUACAUUUGGAUAAAACAGUCCCAAUACUUAUUGUCAUUUUUCAUGAAUAUAUGCUUACUGUUAUAAAGGCAUAGUAUAAUCACUAUUUAAAAAUAAUAAUAAUAAUAAUUAAAAAAAAAAAAAGGAUGCACUUUAACUCAAAAUUUGUCCAGGGUAUGAAUAACCUUGGGUCUACCUUUACACGCAACAGACUACAACAUCCCAGCUAUACCGGGUACAGGAGAGUGUAUGCGUGGCAAUGAAUCGAGCAGGACCUUUUUCCUCACUUGACAAAUGUAAAUACGUCCCUCAAAAGAUUGCUUUGUUGAACCCAAUCAUGAAGGCUUUAAAAAUGUGUAAGUCUAAAAUGUCUGAGUAUCAUCUUAAAGCAAACCGUCACUUUUAUGCUUUGUAAUGUUGCUUUUGUUAUGGGCAUAGUAUUGCAGUAAAAAUUGGCUGUUUAGCAAAUGAAAAGAAGGUAAAAUAAACAUUUAAAAAGGGAUAAAAGCAUUUUGUCCGCAAGUGUUCUCAAUUUUUCUGGAAAAGUGUACAUUUUAUGUCUGUAAAUAUUUCCAUUCCAAUGAAUGUUUCAUAGCAAAUGGCAAUGCACUGCAGUUUUUUUCCCCUAAUUUUUUUUUUUGUCUGAUGCAGUUGUGAAAAGUAGGAUGCAACACCGCAUGGAGCAUGUACAGUUGAUGCAUCUCUAGUCAUAUAAAAGCUGACUGUGAGACAAGUGUCACAUCACUGUGCCAGCUGUAAAAGACAUUGGAUGCCCGACAAGGCAAGGGGCACCGAUAAAGCAUCUCCUUGUGGUUUGAUUAGUUUACGCACACAAACACACGCACGCACACCCAAACACUCCCAGACACACGUUUGCUCACACACACAAACACACUAAUGUAUUCAGGAGAUAUAGAGAUAUGUAUUUUCAUAUAGGGACAUAUACGACACAAAAUAAGCCAAUCUUCUAUUUGCUGCUAAACAUCUGUGCUUGUUGUCUCUAUUCUGACAAGUGUUAGCUAUGAAUGAGGCUUAAGCUUGCAUGUGUGCGCAUGCACACACACACAC
Syngnathoides biaculeatus (alligator pipefish) is the source of this 6346-nucleotide messenger RNA. It is a transcript of the gene l1cama, whose product is annotated as L1 cell adhesion molecule, paralog a. Gene Ontology annotation, biological process: axon guidance; cell-cell adhesion. The transcript has 27 exons. Lineage: Eukaryota; Metazoa; Chordata; Actinopteri; Syngnathiformes; Syngnathidae. Gene Ontology annotation, molecular function: protein binding. The record is from RefSeq and is a predicted model, not a curated record. Gene Ontology annotation, cellular component: plasma membrane; axon. The coding region runs from base 194 to 4006 and encodes 1270 amino acids.